Molecule: messenger RNA, 534 nt
Organism: Eucalyptus grandis
Lineage: Eukaryota; Viridiplantae; Streptophyta; Magnoliopsida; Myrtales; Myrtaceae
Product: toll/interleukin-1 receptor-like protein
Exons: 1
Coding region: 1-534 (177 amino acids)
Biological process (GO): signal transduction
Source: RefSeq, a predicted model, not a curated record
AUGGAUAAGGGAAAGAACUCGGAGGCCGGAACGAGCAGCAGUGAGUUAUCAACAAUUGACUAUGAGGUCUUCUUAAGUUUCAGAGGGCCGGAUACUCGCCAAGGAUUCACGGAUUGCCUUUACCACGAAAUGCAAGAAGCUAACAUCCGUGUUUUCUUCGAUGAGGAAGAGCUCCACGUCGGUAAAGAAAUAGCUGAUGAACUACCAAUGGCUAUCGAAAAGUCGAAGAUCUAUGUACCAAUCUUCUCCAAGGGUUAUGUUUCGAGUCCUUGGUGCCUUCGCGAGCUUGAACACAUGGUGGGGUGCACAAAUACCAAACCGUCUGAGAAGGAAAUCAUGCCGAUUUUCUACAACGUGAAACCUUGCGAUGUUAAGCUUAUGUCUCAACUGUACGUCCGUGAUUUGAAGAAGCAUGAAAAGAAGUUUGGCCGCCAGACGAGGCAAAAGUGGGAGGAUGCCCUCAAAAGUGUAGCUAAAAUCAAAGGAUGGGAAUUGAAAAGCCAAGGGUAUGUGGUGUCCUACCGUUCUCCGUGA